This is a messenger RNA of Cloeon dipterum, 1506 nucleotides long. RefSeq lists its product as uncharacterized. The transcript is spliced from 15 exons. Gene Ontology annotation, molecular function: odorant binding. The record is from RefSeq and is a predicted model, not a curated record. Lineage: Eukaryota; Metazoa; Arthropoda; Insecta; Ephemeroptera; Baetidae.
AUGGCGGCAAACACCGACUCAACCAACAUUGCCACAUUUAACUUUUACGUCAUCUACAACACCAACUACCACAAAGACAACAACUACAACUACACUGGCACCUACAACUUUCUUUUAUACAACUGUUCGGAUUUGACCUGCGCUAGAAACAAGUCACUUUUUGACUCUAGUGCAAAUCUUAUAAAUGCACAAAGAUAUGGUACCUGGAGAGAAAUCUGCGGAGAGCUAUUUCUUUUUGGAAACUCGAUUUUGACUUGGGAAACAAAUGUGAAGAGGUGCUGCAGCAUUGGAAUGAAACCAGUGGCGUUUGAAACGUUUGAAAAAUUUACCUGUCUCAGAAAUAUUACAAGGGCGGAAAUAUGGCCUUACAACUUUAACUACUGGACAUCAGCCCGCCAGAUUUUCUCUAACAAUACCUUCCAGUGGUGUUUGUAUAAUACCACCGGAACUUUCACGAACGCCACCCCAAUGUGGGCUACUGGGCACCCCAAUAAUUUAUCCUCUGGCAAAACUACCCCGGCCCCACCUUGCUUUACUCCAUACUGUCCAAUAGGCAGUUGCAGCAAAAAUGACUCAUUGUACUCGUUGGCACCGGACAAAGUGUCAAAGUUUCUAUCAAACAAUUCGCAAUAUGGGACUUGGAAAAGCAUGAAUUACCGGCUUUACCUGUUCGCCAAUGCAAGUAAAACGUGGGCCGAAGCGAUCACGACCUGUUGUGCUUAUGGAAUGAAGCUUUUAAGUAUCGACAUGGAGUACAAAUACAGUGUUUUGUCUCAAAUAACAGGUUAAAAUUAUUCUUCCUCUCUCAUCUCCACUCAAUUAUAAAUUGUAGGAUAUGACCAGGGAACUCUGUCCAGAAAAUAUUGGACUUCAGGAACAGAUAACGGCUGUCCCGGCGCGUUCGGAUGGUGCGCUGCAAACAAACUGGUCCGAGGGCCGAUUUGGGCGCACGGCGAACCUCAAAUAACUGGCAAAAACUGCAUUGCUGUUGAUGUUAGAAGCACAAACACAACUCUUUCGACUGCGGAUUGCACCUCAAAUCUGCCAUUUAUUUGCGAAGCUAGAGACACGAGUAACUCGACUAGUGGAGGAAAAGCAAUCAAAGACGAGUGUGCCUCGAAUUACAACAUUACUGAUGUUGAACAAGUCAAUAUUUUUAACAGCACCAAGUUCGGAUUAAAAAUUAAGGUUUGCUUUUUGAAAUGCUUGGGCGAGAGUGGAGGAAUGAUUCUUAAUGGCCGAGUUGUGGACGAACAGCUAAUAAAAUUGGCAGAGACUUUGUCACCUAACAACAUCGAGCAGCUGAUGAGCGAUCUCAAAGCUGUGGAUGAGUGCUCUGGUUUAAAGGGUAUGGACGAAUGUGAUACAGCUGCUUUGGCUUACGAAUGUGGACAGGAAAAAGCACCAAACCUGGUGGCGAACGCGAUCAAAAUCGUGGAAUUGAAUAGCACCAUGGUACGUCUGAAGGUUCAACACUACGCCAUCUUCAUUUUAACACUUAUUUGA